AUAAAAUUCAGGAACUAGACUUUGACCUUGCUUCUGAGCAGGAAGUCCAGAAUAUUUGCUUACACAGUCCACAAGGAAGGCAGACUUGAUAUGUCUAAAUUCUGGAGUAGUCUGAACGUAGAUUUGGAGAUUUGCAGUUAAACGUGUUUAGGAUUUUUCUCAGAGGUGUUAGACAUCACAGUCAAGAAUGUAUGGGGGUAACCCUGUGCCAGUUUUCCAGCCAAGAGGCUUCUCACCUGAGCCGCCAUUGCAGGGGUCUGGCAUGUCUCGUCCCAGUGCCAAAUCCAUCUACAUGCAAAGGAAGGAGUAUGCAGAAUCAAUCAGCAGACAAAACAUGUUUCAGUACCGAGUGGAGCACCUGUUCACCUUUGUGUUAGAUGGCAGAGAGAUGAGCAGCAUUGAGGACUGCGUGAACAGGCUGAAGAGUAUGGACAGUAAAGGGAAAGUGUGGGGUCAGGACAUGAUCAUGCAGGUCCAGGCCAACCACCUACAGCUAUGUGACAUAGAGACCAAGGAGGUUUUGGAGUCUGUGCACUUGAGUAGCAUCAGGAAGGCGAAAGCUGUUCUGGACAGCUGUGUGUAUGACUCCCUUCUCAUUAUCUCAGUUCAGGAUCCCAGCCAGAGAGCUCCACAGGCCUUCCUGUUCCAGUGUGAGGAGGCCGGGGCUCAGGAGAUGGUAAAUGAUCUGGAAAGGGAAAUACAGCAAGGAGGCGAUGCCACUCCACCAUUUAAGGAACCACAGAUGGACAUCAGGAGCCAUCUGGAAAACAUCCUCGGCCAGGGUCAUCCGGGGAACAUAAAGAGACCAGCUCUCUCAUCCAUUCAAUCAAACCCACCUCCCCUAGAAUACCCCCCUCCGCAGUUCAACGACUUUGAAGACUAUGAUGAUAGACAACCUUCACCCACAAUGUCAUUUCCCAGAGAUGAAGCCCCUUACAGGCCAAUGCAGUCUGAGCCAGAGCAGGUUCCACCUCCAGUAAAUGACGUGGACAGAGAUGCGGAGAUCUUUAACCAUGUUGCAGCCGACGUUGAGACCUUCAUAUAUAAACUUGGCUCAGGUUUGCCAAAAGAUGAUGGAAGCAAGAAAAAGAAAAAGAAAAAUGCUCCAAAAAAUUUUGUUGCAAAUAUUCCUACUGUGGAUGAGUACAUAUCCUGCCUGCAGAAGAUAAAGUAUGGCUUCAAUCUUCUGGGUAAGCUGGAUGGUCAACUAAAAAAUCCUCCUGCUUCUGACUUUGUUCACAGUCUCUUCUCUUCCCUUGCUUUUAUGGUGAGUCGGUAUCCUCCCAACAUCCCUCCCUCAGUGCUGAGUCCACUGCUCACAGAAAAAGCCCUGCAGCUCAUGGGAAGUGUUGUCACACCAAAUGAGGACCAACUGUGGGGCAGCUUGGGUGAUGCGUGGAAUGUCCCAAGAUCCAAAUGGCCAAACGGGAAUCAGAUCCCUCCAUAUUAUCCCGAAUUUUAUGACGGUUGGCAGCCCCUUCCGCCCGUCCCAUCCCAAUCCCCUCCGGUCAGCAGGCAGCUGUCACGGAGCAACAGCGAGCGCUUCCCGCCAGGGAAUGUCAAUCAGAGUCCACCUGAACAGGACAACAGACCCUGGAGCACCCCACCCAUGCGGUCAGCAGAAGCGCCACCUCUUAUGAGGGUGAUCUAUGACUUCAUGGCAAGGAACAAUCAGGAACUGAGUGUGAUGAAGGGUGACAUGGUGCAGGUAACCGACAAGCCCGGGCAAUGGUGGAAAGUGAAAAACAGCCGCAAUGAAGAGGGUUAUGUGCCUCAGAAUGUUCUAGAGCCUGCCGAUGGACAAAAGCCAACACAGAAUAUGAGAGGACCUCCAUCUCUGGACAUGAAGUCUAGACCUGAGGAAGUCAAAGCCUGGUUACAGUACAAAGGCUUUUCUAAAAUGACGAUCCAGAGUCUUGGGGUGUUAAAUGGAGCAAUGUUGCUGGGAAUGAAACAGGAUGAUAUUAGAGCGAUAUGUCCCGAGGAUGGAGGUCGAGUCUUCUUCCAACUGCAGAGCGUCAGAUCAACUAUUGCAUCUCCAUUUUCUUUUUCAGCUUGCCAGUGAGCCCGAGUACAGCCAGUAUGGUGGUCGCAGAUAAUCUGAGCAUGCUGCUGUGUUUUUGAUAUCAAGAAUCUGAACUUGUCUGGACCUGAAUAAACAAGAACUAUGCACACCUCAGCUUUUCCAUUCAUUAGAAAACAAGUUAAGGCUGCUGCCUGUUAAAUGAUUAUCUAUUACCCUUUACAGAUGCAAAUGUAUACUUUUUCUGCACUGAUUUUAUUUAUUCCAUACAAUACAUAUUUUUCCAUUAAAUUGAUUUCCACUGAUGUCCCUGGGGUGGUGGUCGUUUAGUAUGUUAUUCAGCUGUUAUAUCAGAAAAUUAAGCAUGUCAGUAACAUUCUGAUUGAUCCUGACACUGUAUGCAGAUUGUGCACUGUGUAAUAAUAAAUGCUCAUUAAUAAUCAA
Molecule: messenger RNA, 2467 nt
Organism: Ctenopharyngodon idella (grass carp)
Lineage: Eukaryota; Metazoa; Chordata; Actinopteri; Cypriniformes; Xenocyprididae
Gene: eps8l3b
Product: EPS8-like 3b
Exons: 20
Coding region: 188-2065 (625 amino acids)
Biological process (GO): Rho protein signal transduction; positive regulation of ruffle assembly; regulation of Rho protein signal transduction
Cellular component (GO): ruffle membrane; plasma membrane; vesicle
Molecular function (GO): actin binding
Source: RefSeq, a predicted model, not a curated record